Saxophila tyrrhenica is the source of this 1401-nucleotide messenger RNA. RefSeq names its product phosphomevalonate kinase (gene ERG8). Gene Ontology annotation, biological process: isopentenyl diphosphate biosynthetic process, mevalonate pathway; ergosterol biosynthetic process. Gene Ontology annotation, cellular component: peroxisome. Gene Ontology annotation, molecular function: phosphomevalonate kinase activity; ATP binding. The record is from RefSeq and is a predicted model, not a curated record. Lineage: Eukaryota; Fungi; Ascomycota; Dothideomycetes; Mycosphaerellales; Extremaceae. The coding region runs from base 1 to 1401 and encodes 466 amino acids. The transcript has 2 exons.
AUGGUCCUUCGCGAUGCGGUAGCCGUCUCUGCACCGGGCAAGGUCCUGCUGGCGGGCGGCUACCUGGUGCUUGAUAGAGCCUAUACCGGCCUUGUGUUUGGGCUGGAUGCGAGGAUCCAUGUUGUUGCGCAGCCGAUCCCGACGACUAAUGGUGUGGUGUUGAAUGAGGUUGUGGUGACUUCGCCGCAGUUUGAGGAUGCCGUUUGGGAGUAUGGCUAUCGACUGGUGGGCAGGGGAGGUGGGAUGAGUGUCACGCAGUUGCGAGUCGACGCAGACCUUAGCCUUAACCGCAACAUUUUCAUUGAGACCGCCUUGGGAUAUGCCCUCAGCUACAUCGCUGCAGUGUGGAGCCCGCAAAUCACACCCGCUUCAAUCACAAUCCUGGCAGACAAUGACUACUACUCGACUCCGGAUGAACUUCCCAGUGGCCAUACGAAUGGAGACACCGCGCCAAAGCAACGCUUCCACAACUUCGGCGUCCCUCUGUCAAAAGCACACAAGACAGGCCUAGGCUCAUCAGCAGCGCUCGUCACAUCUUUCACAGCAGCCGUGCUCUCAUACUACCUCCCGAAGGAGCACUUCGACUUAUCAACGGAGACUUCCAGACGCCGCCUCCACAACCUUGCACAAGCAGCUCACUGUGCAGCCCAAGGCAAAGUAGGCUCUGGCUUCGACGUCGCCAGCGCAGUCUACGGCAGCUGCCUGUACCGUCGGUUCUCGCCCGACAUCCUCGCAUCAUCAGCAGACCCAGGAGCAGAAGAUUUCGCCAAUGCACUCAAGCACCUCAUCAACGAGACAACCGAAAACAGCUCGAGCGAAGCAGCCUGGGACACAGAAAUCCACCGUGACGCCGUCAAAGUCCCCAAAGGCCUCCGACUAGUCAUGUGUGACGUCAGCUGCGGAAGCCAGACCCCAGGCAUGGUGAAGAAGGUCCUCGCAUGGCGGAAGGAAAAUCCCGAGGAAGCGGACGCCAUCUGGUCCGACCUCCACGAAGCGAACGAGAGUCUGGCAAAGGAGAUGAAGGCGCUGGCUGAGUCGCAAAUCUUCGGACUGGAGAGAUUACGGACGUGCUUCACCCGCAUCCGCCGCGGCAUCCGAGCAAUGAGCCAGAAGAGCGGUGUGCCUAUCGAACCACCCGCUCAGACGGAGUUACUCGAUGCCUGCGAAGCCGUGCAAGGUGUAGUCGGCGGCGUCGUGCCCGGCGCGGGGGGCUACGACGCCAUCUCGCUCCUGAUCGAAGACAAGGCGGAGACGGUCGCGGAGCUGGAGAAGCUGCUUAAGAACUGGGAGUUCAAGGGUGAGGAAGGUGGGGGGAAGGUGACGAUCCUUGGGGUGAGGGAGGAGAUGGAGGGGGUGCGGAUGGAGCGGUGGGGGGAUUAUGCGGGGAUGGUUAUGAAGUGA